Molecule: messenger RNA, 1647 nt
Organism: Panonychus citri (citrus red mite)
Lineage: Eukaryota; Metazoa; Arthropoda; Arachnida; Trombidiformes; Tetranychidae
Product: zinc finger HIT domain-containing protein 2-like
Source: RefSeq, a predicted model, not a curated record
UCAAACCGGUUAAUCAUCUGUUCUUGGAUUUAAAUUAUUUUUCUUGAAAUUGGAAAUGUUGAUUUAAUUUUUUUUCCGCAAUUUAUUCAAUUGUUAUUCUAAUUUUAUUAUUCUGGUGAAAUUUCAUCUAAUUAAAGAUUUUCAGAGGCUCAAUUAUGGUUCGUCAAUGUAAUUUCUGUUGCAACCCUGAUGCUGGUUAUGUUUGUCCGAAAUGUGGUCUUGUUUAUUGUUCACUAAAUUGUUACCGUCAUCGUGAUCAUCUAGAGUGUUCAGAAAAUUUCUAUAAAGAUUUGGUUCUUCAAGAAUUGGCCUCGGAUAAUGAAGCAAAUAAAAGGAUGAAAGAAGCAACAUUAAAGCUCUUGGAAAAGAUGAGGUUGAAUGAAGAACCUGAGCAAAUUUAUAAUCAACUGUUAUCCGAUUCAAAGAAUAGUCAAUCAACUAGAUCAUCUUCAGCUUUGAUUUCUCCGAUUACUGAUGAAUAUGGACUACCUAUUGAGGAACGAGCUAAAUUUGAUAAAUUGGUCCAAAGUGGAGGAAUCUUCAAUCUACUUCCAGCUCAUUUUUGGGAUCCUUGGUACAUUCAAUUUUCUCAAAGUUUAAUUCUCAAAGAUCAAUCAUCAAAUUCGGGGUCUGAUGAUUUAAAAUCAAACAUUAAUGAUCCGCAAAAUGAUGAAGAUCAGUCAGAUGAUUAUGAAGAUAUUGAUGAGGAUGAGGAAGAUAAUGAUAUUCCAAGUUAUCCAACCAAUUUACCAAAACUCGGUGAUAUAAUUAACAAAGAACCCUCGCCAUUAAUUAAAUGUUCAUUAGUCCAGACAAUCUUUGCCUACGCUACUAUUUGUCGCUAUUUCGUUGGUAGUCAUCAUUCCUAUCCUGUUGAGCCUUAUGAUUUACUGAUGAAAUUAUCUUCCCUUAAUUCAUCUAGAGUAUCAUUUCCGGAAACUGGACAAUGUUUACAAUUUGCAAGCCGAUAUUUGAUUGAACACAACAAGAUGCCUUUACUUUUCAUUGAGAAACUUUAUUUUGACACAAGUUUGAUCAUGAAACGGAAUCGAUUGGUACUUAGAUGUCUGGUUGAUAUUAUCCAACUUUGUAAAGGAGCAAAGAAAAGACAAAAGGAUAAAUCUGACGAAAUCAACAAGAUUAUCAAAAAGAUGAAAUUUUAUAUGAGCUGGUGCCUCGAAAAGGAGAAACUUUAUCAAGCCGAGUUGACGUGUAUUCAAUUUGAGGCCCUGUCGUUCAAACAAUUGGUUGUUCAGAACUGCGAGAUUAAUUCAGCCGAACAACAAUCAUCAUCUGGAGAAGCAAAUAAAAGCGACCGUAAGCUUAUUCAAAUCAUCGAUUCGUCGGAUGAUAUUGGUUAAAUCGCUUUUCUACUCCCAAAAUGAGCUGAUAAUUAUUCAUAAAGCUCACACUCGAUUGGCUUAACGUCACCAUAAUAUUUGCAAACUCUUUUAAAACCUGAAGGUCAAACACUUAAAUAACAACUUUAACUACUUCAACAAUCAAUACUUGAUUCUUAUUGUUUACCUUUUCAACAUUCACAUCAAACAAAACAUCAACAACAAUCAAUGAAGAUCAAUUGAAAAAUGGAAACCAGUCAUUUCGGAUGAAACAUCAACUUAAUUAAAUUUAAUUCUUCUCUCUCUC